GUUUCCGAGAAAGAGAAGGUCCGUGCUUGUCUGGCUAAUGAUGAAAAAGGAAGUGGGUACAGGCAAUAACUGCUGUUAAAACUGAAUGUUUUUAGCAGAUGGCGUGAAGUCAUCCGCUGCGAUAAUGUUCCAUGACAUAUCACUCCUUGUAGUAUUCAGUACACUUCGGCAGAAAACUGGAUAAAAAAAUACACAUGUUGCUCUUUUUAACAUGUCGGACUGGAAUAUCGAAAAUGAAUACUUGUACAAAUUGCCCCCUGCGAUCUUAUACGAAUUUAACAAAGUUAUGGACUGCCUCCCGAACAGUGACUGGGACAGAUUCGCCUCCCGCGUGGUCAGGGACCAGACGGACCUGCGUCAGUCGGCGCGGAAGGAGCGGCGGACGGACGUGGUGAUGCAGCUGUGGGGCGACCGGAACGGCACGGUCGGGGAGCUGCUGAGCCUCCUCGCCGAGCUCCAGCUGCUGAGAGCUCGAGACAUCAUCCUCCGCUGGAGUCCUGUACGCCCCUCUCCAGAGAUGGCAAGUAACAACGUGUACAUAUCUUGUAAGAGUUUUCCCCCUUCGCCGUCAAAAGAAAACCUGGAGGAUAAUCAGGAAACCAGGCCAUUCAUCGACAGAGGUACACCCAAGCCUCUGCCAAAACCAGGCCCUCCUCCUUCGGGUUUGGAGUCCAGGGAGAAGAUGGAAUCCAUCACAGCUCCUCAGUCUGCGUGCUUGUCCAACACACCUGGCAAGAAUAUCCUCCAGUCCCACAAUGCCAUGUGCUGGCCAUUUGAAGAGGUGCAGCGUGGGACGAACAAUUUCACGGAAGCACUGCAGAUUGGAGAGGGGGGGUUUGGUCGGGUGUACCGGGCCACCCUGAGGAACACUGAAUACGCUGUGAAGAGGCUGAAGCAGGACUCGCGGCUGAACUGGCCGUUGAUGAGGGAGAGCUUCCGGACCGAGGUGGAGAAGCUUUCGCAGUACCGGCACCCCAACAUUGUGGAGUUUGCGGGUUACUGCGUGGGGGGAGGGGAGCACUGUUUGCUGUACCCGUUCUUGUCCAACGGCUGCCUGGACGACCGGCUCCACGGCCCGAGCAGUGCUGCCCUCUCCUGGACGGAGCGUGUUAGUGUACUGCUUGGGUCAGCGAGAGCCAUCCAGUUCCUGCACUCGAGUUGCCCGCCGCUCAUCCACGGCGAUGUGAAGAGCUCUAACAUCCUCCUGGGGGACCACCUGGAGCCCAAACUGGGGGACUUUGGGCUAGCUCGCUUCUACCAGAGCCCCCGCAGGACGGCGGGGAAGACGUCCAGCGUGGCGCAGACCAAGACGGUGCGCGGGACGCUGGCGUACCUGCCCGACGAGUACGUGAAGAAAGGAGAGCUGGGAGUGGAGAUCGAUACCUACAGCUUCGGAGUGGUCAUCCUGGAAGUGCUGACGGGCCGCAGGGCCUUGGAAACGGACAGCCAAUCCAGAACGGUUUACCUGAAAGAUCUCGUUAGCGAGGGAGAGGAGGAGAAGGAGGAAGAGGAAGGCGGAAGUACGGCGUCUUCCCUGGGGUGUCUCCCGUCAUCCGCGGCCAAGCACAUAUCGAAGAAGCACCUGGACCCCCAGCUGGCCCCCGCAGCGUCCCAGUGGUCCCUCAAUCUCUCCUCGCUCGCCUGCCGCUGUCUGGAUCGCAGGAAAAAGAAACGACCGCCUAUGAUAGAUGUGUAUAAAAUUAUAGAAGACCUCCACUCUCGCCUCCAGUUCUCCAGUCUGGAGUUUUCCACACAUGAGGCCUCGUCUACGCUCCUUGAUCAGUCCCCGCCCACUGCCCCUUCCCCAGCCCCUCCCCCUGCCCCUCUCCUCCAAUCGCUGGAUUCCAUCACGCAUGGCCUGGCUAAGCUCGUUCCUCAGGAGGACACAUACUACUGCCCCGUGAGUUCCCUCUCCAGCCUGCCCCCUCCACAGACUCUGAGCUCGCAGGGGCCUGGGACCCACGUGGGGUCCUGGGGGCCGGACCCCCCCUCCUCUCAGACUCCCUGCGAGUCCGACGACAGUCUGGGAGACUUGCGGUAUUAUUCUUCGGACCCGUCCGUUCUCAGCCCCCCCAGUGGGGACUACCGUGGAGCACUGCAGUCCUGCUCUCUGUCUGGGCGCUCCUCGGCGGAGAGUGGCACUUCACGCGGUGGUGCAAAGACUGACACGUCACAAAGCAGCUCUCAGUCAGACAUGGCCAGUGACAAGAUUGUGAUGAAUGCUGUCAAGCAGCGUUUUGUCCAGAAGAUGGCGAUGUACAAGGAGGGCAAGAUCCCCAUCUCGGCCCUCCUCUCUUCUGACGACUUGUCUUGUGGCGACGCAAGCAAUAAAAGUCAAGAACCAGAGGAGAGCGAGUUUGAGUGCAGUCCAGGGGAGGCCUUUGGCACCAACAACAGCAAAAAAACAUGAAAUUCUUUUUUCAGUGGAGGCCCCUUUUAAAAUGGGUUUUUCCUGAGGAGGGGUUAGACAAUUUGUUAUGGGGGGUGAGGGGAGGUCUUCAGUGGAUUUAGAUAAACGUGUGAAAAGAAGUCAUUAAAUGAGGUCAAAGUAGUACAAAAUAAUGACAUUUCAUUACUUUAAUUUGCACUCAAACCUUUAAACGAUAGAAUCAAAGUUCUCAAAACCAGAUACUUGUUUACAAACCUUCAUAAAGUUGUGGAAGUUAUCAUUUCACAUGGUGCAGUGCGAUUUUCGUCAGUGAUUUAGUUACCAAAAAGUUGGGUACGCCUGCUUCGAAAACCAUUUUCACAUGACCCACACUGCACCUGCUGGUGUGUUCAUAUGAGUCCAUCACUAUGGGCCAACUUUCUAAUUUAGGAGGAGAAUGGCAUGAUGGACUCAGGAUGUGAGGUUUCCAGAAACGGAGGUACUCUUUUGACUGACCACAGAUUGAAAUUGUUAUGUAAUUUAUUUGCAUUUCUGAUGUUCUUUUUUUGCUCUGGUUGACUUGUAUUCAUUUUCUUUUUUUUAUGCAGUAUUUUAUGCUUGGAAGAUUUUGACUUUUAUUUAAGAUGUAUGCCUUAACCCUGAAAUAGUGUCAGACUUAUAUCAGUUGUCCUGUUAAUCAGAAACAACUGUGAUACUCUCAUGUCGUGAGAGCUUUCACUAGUGUCAUUUCAUUAUGGUGUUAUGCUGUUUCAUAUUAAAAUAAUAAUAAUAAUAAUAAUGUUUAUUUUAUUUUAAGAAAAAUCAAAGCCCUGUUAACUGUUUCUGCAACUUGUGAUUUUGAAUAGCUUUGUAAUUUUACUGGUGUCAUAUCAAUAAUUGUUGGUACUAAUUGGAAAAUAAAACACUGUGAAGAUUGGC
This is a messenger RNA of Anguilla rostrata (American eel), 3307 nucleotides long. RefSeq names its product interleukin-1 receptor-associated kinase 1 (gene irak1). Gene Ontology annotation, biological process: signal transduction; protein phosphorylation. The coding region runs from base 212 to 2410 and encodes 732 amino acids. Lineage: Eukaryota; Metazoa; Chordata; Actinopteri; Anguilliformes; Anguillidae. Gene Ontology annotation, molecular function: protein kinase activity; protein binding; ATP binding. The record is from RefSeq and is a predicted model, not a curated record. The transcript is spliced from 15 exons.